Messenger RNA from Bursaphelenchus okinawaensis, 7007 nucleotides. The record is from the annotation of a GenBank genome assembly. NCBI's taxonomy places the organism in Eukaryota, Metazoa, Nematoda, Chromadorea, Rhabditida, Aphelenchoididae.
AUGGCGGAUAAGAACGGUUAGUUUUAAUUUGCAUUUCAGGGUUCCAAAUUAUCUUUUUGGGUUGUUUUUUGAGUAAACAUUUUUAUUUUAAAACCAAAAUUUUAUUUUAUUACCUAAAAUUUUUAAUUUUGAAUGCGAAAAUUUUAAGUUAAAAAAACCAUUUUUAGUUUCAGGUAAAUUCACAUCGAGUUAUCCGUCGAUUCGUCGUUGUCACGAACUAAAUUGCUCAGCUUCAGCUUGUAAUCACAACAGACCUAUCAUAAUGUCAGCGCCUUCCAGCCCGCCUCCAGUUCGACCGGUCGUUUAUUUGGAUGAAGUUACUCAGAAGAAGAAAUACACAACAAAAGGUCUACAAGAUUGGCCAUUGGAGGAGAGUCAAGUUGGAUCGCCUGGCCAUACACCGAUGAGAAAGGCCAGAGGCAAGGAGAAUAUGGAGUCUGAAGUUAGGGAUAAAAGUAAAGUUUAUUUUUAUUUAUUUUUUUUUGAUUUUUAGGUAUGAAAAAGAAGAUGCCGACGCUUUUUAAUUGAAUUUUUGACUUUUCAGCGUUGCUACAAUUCGACGAUUCCGAGGAUUCUGAUAGAGACGAUCCAACUCCAACAUUACCUAGAGAUUUCUCGACGCCAAAGCGAGAAUACACAACUUAUAAUUACGAAGUUGAAAGAGUGAACCUGAAGGAAGUUUGCAUGCGAUUAGAAAGAGCCAAAGAUACCUUGAAAGAAUGUAUUACUCCAGUUGCCAACAGGACUUAUUCUAUACCGUUCCGACCAAGUAUAAGGCAGGAUGUGCAUAGUGAAGGUACUGAUGGUCAUGGUGCACAAGUUGAUAGUCAUUAUGAAGAUGAUAGACACAUUGCUGGCCGUGAUGAAGGUGAUUUUGAUAAAAGUGUUGGUAGUCAUUGUGAAGAUAAAGAUGGUAGACAUAUUGCUGAUCAUGGUGGAGAUGAUGGUGUUAAAGACGAAAAGAGAGGUGCAGAGAAUAAAAGAAAUGAUGAAGAUGAACAUAAAAAAGAUUUUGUUCAAGCGGAUGAACAAGUUUUGAAAGAAAAGAAGCGUUUUGAACAGGAAAAACGAGGAUUUGGUGGUGAAGAUCAGCGAAGAAGGGAUGUUUAUGGGCAAAACAAGGCUUAUAAACAUCAAAAGGAGCACAGGAAUGAUGAAGAAUAUCAUGAUGAACAUGAUAGAACUCUUCAAAAUCAAGAUCAUGUUGUUGAUGACGAGAAGGAUAAAGGUGUUUUUCACCGUAAAGAAGUACAAUAUGAAGUGGAAAAAGGGCAUAUUGGUAUUGGAGAAGGUAGCCAAAAGCAGCGAGAAGUUUUUUGUCAUCAACAACAUGUUGUUCAACAAAGAACAGGUGAAUAUGGUAAUGAUAAUGCUGUUCAACAUCAACGAGAUUAUGGCGUUCAACAUCAAAGAGUUGUUCAACGUCAAGCAGUGCAACAGUUUCAUCAACACAUUUCAGUUCAUCAACACUUUGAAGCUGCCUUUACCUCAACCACUUCAAAACCGUUUUCAUCGACUACAUCAAAGCUAUUCACAUCAACAAUCUCAACAUCCGCGAACAUAAAACAACAUUAUAUCCGGAUUUUGAAGCGAAUCUACUGUCAUCGUGUCGAUCUUUUGAUUCAGGACGAGAAAGAAGCUCAAAUCACUGGGAAUCGGAAGAUGGAGCUGAUGGUGGUACAGAAGAAGAAGAAUGUCGUAUGCGAGUUGUCUGAUCGAAUUCAAAGGUUCAAGGACGAGUGCAAGAGGAAGAAGUACACACAGGUAAGGGUGGAUUAUACAGGGUUUAGGGUUAUAUUACUUUUGAACACAAUGGGGAUAACGUGCAGUCAUAGGGAAGGACGGCGGCAUUGAUAGAUGGUUUUAUUGGGUAAAGUUGGAAACAGAUCAUUUAAAAAAAAACUAUUUUAGGUAACAAAAAUUUAAAAAUUUACUGCUUUGGUACAAAAAGUUUUAAAAAGGUAAUUUUAAAUAACAAAAGUAAAAAUUUAUUGCUUUGGGGCCAAAAAUUUAAAAAAUGUAGUUUUAGGUAACAAAAUAAAAAAUAUAGUAAAAAUGUUGAAUUUUAAAACCGUUAUUAUAGUCUGACAUUGAACGAAUGAUAGUGCAAGAACAACAAAUCCUGGAUGAUUUGGAAAAGAAGGUUAAUGGACUCCUGGAAGACGCUCGGUUGAGAAAUGAGAUUCUUCAAAAGAAGCGGGGACAACGAGCCAUGUUUUUGAAUAUGAAUGACUAUGACAAGUUCAUUCAGCAGCGGACCAAUGACGGUAAAUUUUAAAUUUUGUUAAAAGUUUUGAUAUAGAUUUUUAAAUUUUGGAGUAUGAUUUACAUAUCAUGGUUAAAAAAGUUUUGUCGUCAAUGUAUAUAGAUUUUUCACGUUAAAAAGCGACAAGACUUUUAUGACGGCUAUAAGGUAAUAAGGUAAUGGUAUAUAUUGAAGCAUAAUUCGCUCUAGGAAGUGGGGUGGGUUUCUUUCAUAUUUUUAAUAAGUUUUUUGGCUGUUCUAGUUAUUUGCCUUCUUUUGUUGUAUGUUUUUGUUGUUCAUUUUGUAAUAAACUGAUCAUUUUUGUUUGUCUUUGAUUGAUUUUUUUAAGUUUUUCGUUUUUGAAGUUUGAUUUUUAGCUACUUUUCAAUUAAAUUUUUUUUGUAGAGUUUUUUUUUGUCUAAAAUACAGUUUUUAAAGGAUUUUCUUACUUAAACUAGUCUUUUUUUUGUCUUUUUUAGUUUUUUAUUACCUAAAAAUGUAUUUUUUACGUUCUUAAAAAAUUGAAAUUUUUAAAUUUUAGGUAACAUUUUAGUUAGACAGUAUAAUAUUUUCUCUAUUUUUAGCUCCAAAAACGUCAGAUGUGGCUACCUCAGCUCGUAUGCCAACGUCAUUUCCAACCAGAACAUUUGGAAAGGCUGGUGAUGACGAAUCGUCCUCAUCAACUCUAAUCAGCAAUGGUAAUGUUCAAGCAGCUGGGGACAAACGAGGAUCUGCUCUUGAUCAGCACCAACAACGUGGUAGUACUAAUCAGCAUUACCACAGUAUGGAACGGCCAACAGCAUCUAAGAAAGAUCAGGAUUUAGAUUCAGUACGAUCAGAUGCAGAAGUACCGAACACAUCACGGUCUACACAGUAUGAUAUACCGUCGAUUGAGAUGGAUCCGUCGGAGAAGGUGGAGAUACGCACGUUGGAACCGCCGACAGGUCAAAUCAGGUCACCGUUCGUUCAGAAGUGGCUGGAUGAAUCGGUACCGAACGUUGGGUUAAGUGAAGGCACGGUGGAACGGAACGUUGGAGUAGAUGAUGGAACGGUAGAGCAAAACGUUGGUGUAGAUGAAAGCAAAAUUGGAAUGAAGGACAAAUUAAGCAAGAUUGAAAGUGCUACUGAACGAUUGGUUAAGGAUUCUGGAGCUCAAAACCUGAGGUUUAACAAGGAUGUAGAGUCUCAACAGUUGAGGGUUGAUAAAGAUUCUGAAGCCAAGAAUCAAAAAUUGACUAAAACUUCAGAACCUGAACCUUCUACUCAAGAUCAGAAGCUAACAGAGCCUUUAGAAGCUGCAACUUCGCAAAAUUCAUCGACCCUAAAAGAGGUUCUGGCCAGAGAAGUCACUUUCAUCACUGACACAGCAAAUAAGGCACGUUCAAUUGUAACAGAGGCUAAACCAAAGGUAUCGGCUGAAGUUUCAACAGAUCGGACUCAAUAUAAAGAAUCAGAAGACGGGCUAGAAGUUAAUGCAGAAGGACGAGAAAGCCGAUCAAGUGCACAAAGUGGCAAUGAGAAUGAACGAUCAGGCAGUGAAAGCGUCCUUCUGGAGGUAUGUAGGCGGUGAUUCAGAUUUUUUUAGGAAAAAAGGGAUUUUAGGUAAUGAAAAUGAAGGUUUUUUAAAAUUUAGAUAUUAAAAAGUUUUUGUGUUAGGUAACAUUCAUAUUUCAUGUAAAAAAAUAAAGGAUUUUGCAUUUUAGGUAACAAAGUUGAUGAUUUUUCAAAUUUUAGGUAAUAGAUUUUAAAAUUUUUUAAACUUAGGGAUCAAAAUGGGAUAUUGUGUCCAAUUUGGGCGAUCUAGGCAUCAUUCGAGUUUUAAAAAACAUUUUGUCUAUGACCAAAGGUAUUAAAAAACUUGUAAUUUUAGCCACCGAAACAAAUUGAAGUACCAGUCCUGAACUUAGACUUUAUCGAACAAACUGUGGAUUCGUUGUACGAAGCUCAUUUGGCCGAUUUAAAGAAUCAAAAAGUUGAAGAACAUGAAGUGGAAUUGAAGGAAAAAGAUGAAAAAAGUGACGAAGAAGUAAAAGUAAUUGAAGACGAAGAGGAGGAACAAGAAAAAGUUGAAGAGAAUGUUCAAGAAGCAGAAGUAGGUUAUAACUUUUGUCUUGAUUUGAAAGAAAUAUGUUAUGUUUAAAAGGGACUAAGUAAAUUUGAAAGCGGACUACUAGGUUUGGAGACUCAAGCCAUUUUGAAAAUUAGUAGGCCGGCAGUGAGCUUUAGGGAUGGGUAUAAAUUAAGACUCUAGGGGCCUAGCUUUGGUCUUGCAACUAAAAAUUGCCUGUAUUUCAGACUGGACGCUCAAAGUCUUCCGUAUUCUCAUCGUUACAUACGGAUAUACCAGUUUCCGAAAAUUUGGAUUCUCCAAAAGUUGAGGAUUCUUUGUUAGAAUCAGUGGAAGAGCGUCAAAGCAGAGCGUCAGAAGCGUCUGGCAGCCACAAGAGAAGAAGGUAAAAUUUUGAAAAUAUUUUUUUUUAUUGUGUUGUGAUGUGACAAACGUGUUUAAACAUGCUUGAAAUAUUUAGGAGCCACUAAUUUACCCUAUUUUAGGUCGAGAAUUCCUCAGUUACGUCUUCGAGAUUCGAGUCCAAGUUCUUCGCUUCAAACCCCGGUCGAAUCAAAAGAAUCUUCAACGCCAACCAACUUCCAGAAGUCGAGAAUACCAAGAAGAGCGUCUGUUGAUGGACGACAACAGCCUCAUUCGUCUUCUGAUGCAACAGCGUCACCACCGAAAAAGGUUGGAAAGUUGGAGUUGGAGAAAAAGGAUUCUGGAGCAGAGUCUUUGAAGUUUAAAAAGGGUUUAGAAGCUGAAAAAAUGAAGUUGAACAAGGAUUCAGAAGCCGAAAACUUGACGCUGAUGAAAGACGCAGAAGACAAGAAUCUAAGUUUGAAUAAAGCUUCAGAAUCUGUACCUUCUACUCACAAUCAGAAGUCAGAAUCUGCACUUUCUACUCAAAUUCAGAAACCGAAAGAGCCAUCAGAAGUUAGGGGUUCAGAAAAUUUGUCGAUUCAAAAUCAGAUCUCAACAGAAUCAAGCGACACGGCCAGCACGGCACGGUCAAGUUCAACAGAAGCCAAGUCACAAGAAUCGGCUACAGUGUCGACGAAUCGUACACAGUUCUCGUCAACUGAAUCAGAAAGUGGAGCCGAGUUUAAUGCGGAAACUGGGCGAGGAAGCGGAUCAAGUGGACAAAGUGGUAAUGGGAAUGGAGGCUCAAGUGAUAGUAUUCAGGAGGUUAGUAGGGGUGGAUAAUAAAGUUUUUUUCGACUGAAAGGGGUGUUUUUGGGCUUAAGGUAACGAAGUGGAGGGGUGUAUAACAUUUAGGUAAUAAAUGAGGAGAUUUGUGAGUUUUAGGUAACAAAAAGAUUAAUUUUUACUAAGUUUUGACUUUUACAGGACUUAACGACAGCCAGAGAUUCCGAUUCCAACACUGCCCAAGAAUCCCAUUUAAACACUGCCAGAGACACGGAUUCCAUCCUCGAUAUCAGCUUGUCAACAGCCAGAGAAGCAGAUUCGUUCACGGCACGAGACUUAUCUACUACACCAUCCCAACGAUCUUCUAUACCAUCCUCAAAGACCGACAGUGGAGUGUCAACCUUGAGCAGCCCGAGAAUCUUCAGUGUCAGCCACCCUUCCCUACCCAAAUCUCCAAUCGAACGUGCUCGCACAGUAUGGCGAAAAAAAGACAACAACACUGUGCUCACGGCCUCGAUCAACAGCUCACGAGCCGACGACUCGAUGGUGCAUAGAGGCGAAGUAACCGGUAAAAGUAGUCUAGUCGACUUGGUGGAAGCGAACCGAGUCUUUGGCCUGGAGCGGAAGGAUAAGAUGCAGGUGUGGAGCACGGACCAGAGAGUCGACGUGCUCGUUGAGUACUUUACAUUGUCAUUCUGGAAAGAGUUUGUGGUCAGGUACGCGAAAGCUUUGGUCGAAAUGAGAAUGAUCGACAACUUCAAGGACGUUAAGGUCAAUACGGAGUUUGUGGAGAAAGAAGUCACGGACCCGGAUCUUUUGGAUGCAGUGUAAGUUGAUUGAUUUGGAAUUGGGUAGAGUAUUGCUAGGGUAAGGUGUUGGAGGUAAGAUAGGGUUGGGUACGUAAGGUGGAGCUAGGGUAGAGUAGGGUAAGGCAGGGUAAAGUAGGGUAGCGUAGUGCUAGGGUAACGUAAGCUAAUGUAGGGCAAGGCAACUCUUUAUAAAAUUUUUUCAGAUUUUUGAUAGCCGACAACGUGGCGUAUUUCAUGAACUGUGCGGUAUUAGAUCAACAGAACCAUAAAAGAAGAACCGGAGAGCUCCACAUGGCCUUUACUGACCUGUCAGGAGAGAAAAUGGUACAGUAUGUCCAAAAACAAAUGCACAAAUUCACUCAACUCUACCCAAAUCCAGUCGGUAAGAAAAAUUUUUUCAAGUUGAUGCGAAAAAAAUGGCGCGCUUUUUUGGUUUCAAAAUUUAUUGUUAAUUUUUUAACAAAAAUUUUAAAUAAAUUUCAGGGACAAAAAUAAAUUUAAGUCUUGUCGUAUAAAUAUAAAGUUUUUCACGUCUAAAAGCGACAAAACUUUUUUAGCACCGAUAUUGUAUCAAUAGUACUGAUUAUGUUCUCGAGAACUAAUAAUUGCCGUUUCAGCUAGAUCCCCCUUGGAACUAACGGCAUUCGAACGCCGAAUCGAACAUCAAACCCCGCUGGAACUGUUUCAAAUCGACUAUUUUAAACGGAAAUUGGACGAAUACGACCCUCCCCAUCAACCACAAUUCAAACUCUAA